AUGGUAUCAGCAGCUGCUAGAGCCGCGCGCCUCUCAGCGAGCCGUGUGGGCUCGUCAAGCCUCAUCGCAAGGUCUGUCACCUCCGCCCCUCGUCAAGUAGUGUCGCGCAGCCAAUCCACCUUCUCGUCGUCAUCCUCCUCCUCCUCAUCGUCUUCCUCCUCAUCGAGAGCCAGCCGUGCCACCCUCGUCUUCGCAGGCGCCUCCCUCGCAGUAGCAGCCGCUCUCUCCUCUCACAAGCUCCACGCAGAGUCCGACUCCUCUCGCCCCGCCAAGCGCCAAACCUUCGGCGAUCGUCUGAGGGCGAACCGGGGUGGCAACAUCUCCAUUCCUCGACCGGCGGCGGCGGAAGAGGAGGAGGAAGAAGAGGCAGGAGAGGAGGUGGAAGAGAUGGUAGACGAAGGUGUCGAUACUAUUGCCCAGGUUGUGGCGGAGGAUGCGCCUCUGGAAGAGGAGGGACAGCAGAGCGCUUAUGAUCCUUCGACUGGGGAGAUCAAUUGGGACUGCCCUUGCCUAGGUGGGAUGGCCCACGGACCCUGCGGCGACCAAUUCAAGGACGCCUUCUCGUGCUUCGUCUACUCAGAGCAAGAGCCAAAGGGUAUCGAGUGUGUAGAGAAGUUCAAGGCAAUGCAGGACUGUUUUAGGAAGCAUCCGGAGGUCUACAGGGAGGAGUUGGAGCAGGAAGAAAGGGACGAGAUGGAGUCUCUCGUUGGAGAGGCAGAGACUGCCUUGGGUAUCGAGCGUAAGGCCACGCUUGAUGGCAUCGCCUCCGCAGAGUGA
Messenger RNA from Jaminaea rosea, 777 nucleotides. RefSeq lists its product as hypothetical. Gene Ontology annotation, biological process: protein import into mitochondrial intermembrane space. Bases 1 to 777 code for a protein of 258 amino acids. Gene Ontology annotation, cellular component: mitochondrial intermembrane space. NCBI's taxonomy places the organism in Eukaryota, Fungi, Basidiomycota, Exobasidiomycetes, Microstromatales. The record is from RefSeq and is a predicted model, not a curated record. The transcript is spliced from 3 exons. Gene Ontology annotation, molecular function: protein-disulfide reductase activity.